UGGUGCAUGGGACUAUCUUUUUGAGUGCGGCAAGUUGUAGCGAGCACUGCUGAGCUUGUUUUCCUCUCGGACACUUCUUAGCUAGGAGUUGAGUUUCUUCCGAAUUGAGCCACUUCGCCCCCUACCCCUCCCUCCUGAAUAAGGAAGCAGCCACCAAGCAUCAGCGAAACUGAUGAGCCAGUGCCGUGGAGCAGAUUAGCAGUCUCUGGGACCCAGCUCUGGAGCAGCAGCAAGCAUGCACCCUGGGUUGUGGCUGCUCCUGGUAACAUUGUGCCUUUCCGAGGAACUGGCAGGAGCGGGAGAGAAGUCAUAUGGAAAGCCUUGUGGGGGCCAAGACUGCAGUGGGGGCUGCAAAUGUCUUCCUGAAAAAGGAACAAGAGGACGACCGGGACCAAUUGGAGCUCAAGGUCCAACAGGUCCACAAGGAUUUUCUGGACCUAGUGGUUUAUCAGGCUUGAAAGGAGAAAGGGGUUCCCCAGGCCCUUUGGGACCAUAUGGACCAAAAGGAGAUAAGGGUCCCAUGGGAGUUCCUGGCUUUCUUGGAAUCAAUGGAAUUCCGGGUCACCCUGGACAGUCAGGGCCCAGAGGUCCACCUGGCCUAGAUGGCUGUAAUGGAACUAAAGGAGCAACUGGAUUCCCAGGCACUGAUGGCUAUCCCGGACUUCAUGGACCACCUGGGCUUCCUGGUGCGAAGGGAUCUAAAGGUGAACCUGUCCUAUCUCGGGGUAAUUUCAAAGGAAUGAAGGGGGAUCCUGGACUUCCUGGACUAGAUGGAAUGAAAGGCCCACAAGGAGCAGCAGGAUCUCCAGGAGCUAUAGGACCAAUAGGACCACCAGGAUUGCAAGGUCCUCCAGGGCCCCCUGGCUUCCCUGGUCCUGAGGGGAACAUGGGGCUAGGUUUCCAAGGAGAGAAAGGAAUCAAGGGGGAUGUUGGCCUCCCUGGACCGGCAGGACCUCCACCAUCUACUGGAGAACUGGAAUUUAUGGGAUUCCCAAAAGGCAAGAAAGGAUCCAAGGGUGAACCAGGCCCACAGGGAGUCAAAGGAUUGAGUGGCCUUCCAGGUCUUCCGGGAUUUGGAAUUCCUGGAGAGAAAGGAGAAAAAGGACUCCCUGGAUUGCCAGGACCUAGGGGUCCCAUGGGUUUUGAAGGAACCGAAGGCCCUUCAGGGAUUCAGGGCACAAAAGGAUCCUCAGGUUUCCCCGGGCUGAGUGGAUUUCCAGGAAUUAAGGGUGAAAAGGGUGGCAUUGGCUUGCCAGGCCCAGAUGUUUUCACUGAUACAGAUGGUGCUGUGAUCUCAGGUUAUCCUGGAGACACUGGUAUGCCCGGCCUCCCAGGCCUUAAAGGAGAUAAAGGCAUCCAGGGCCGACCUGGUCCCUCUGGCAUCCCUGGAUUACCAGCUUUACCAGGUGCUGCAGGUGCCCGAGGACCCCAGGGAGCUCGAGGCCUGAAGGGAGACCAAGGAAAUGUAGGCCACAAAACAGUUGGGGCAGCCGGCACCCCCGGCAGAGAUGGCUUGCCAGGCUUACCAGGCCUACCAGGCCUACCAGGUUUGCCCAGUCCAUCUCUCCUACAAAACACAAGAUUCCCUGGUCUCCGAGGAGAACGAGGUCCAAAAGGAAAACCAGGCAUAAAGGGAGCAAAAGGGGAAUCUGGUUUUUGUGCUUGUGAUGGUGGCGGUUCCAACACUGGAUCACCUGGGGAGCCGGGUCUGACUGGACCACCUGGACUCAUAGGCCUUCCAGGACUAAAAGGAACCAAAGGAGAUCCAGGCUCUGGAGGUGCACAGGGCCCAUCAGGGACACCAGGUUUAUUUGGACCUCAAGGACCUACAGGACCCAAAGGAAAGAAGGGGGAAUCGGCUAGCAGUACAGAAUCUGGGAUGCCAGGAGAGAAGGGUGAUCCUGGCCCUCAGGGUCUCCCUGGUGAAAAAGGGACCUCAGGCAAGGAUGGAUUUCCAGGUUUACCAGGUCUUCCAGGCCUUUGGGGUGAUAGCAGACAAGGCUUCCCAGGUGGGAAAGGACUACCAGGACUUCCCGGGGAAAAGGGUCAUAUUGGUCCAGCUGGUCUGCCAGGAAUUGGACUACCAGGAAGUCAUGGACCUCGUGGACUUCCUGGAGAUCAAGGAGUAGAUGGGUUACCAGGGCCGCAAGGUCUCCCUGGGCUUCCAGGUGAUUGCUGCUGCAGAGGGAAGGCUGAUAAAGGAGAUUUAGACACAGAGGGAGGUAUCACCUUGCCUUGUAUUAUUCCUGGGUCAUAUGGUCCAUCAGGAUUCCCAGGCACUCCCGGAUUCCCAGGCCCAAAGGGAACCCGUGGCCUCCCAGGCAUACCAGGACAGCCUGGAUCACAUGGGAAGAAAGGAGAACCUGGAGGUCCAGGGUUGGUUCAACUCCCCAAAUUGCCAGGAUUUCCUGGACCUCGUGGGGAGAAGGGUUUGCCUGGGUUUCCUGGGCUCCCUGGAAAAGAUGGCUUGCCUGGAAAAGCUGGCAUCCCAGGCUUAGCAGGUUCCAAGGGAGCUCCUGGUGACAUCUUUGGUGCUGAAAAUGGUGCUCCAGGAGAGCAAGGCCUACAGGGAUUGCCAGGGGACAAAGGAUUUCCUGGAGACUCUGGCUUCCCAGGACCCACGGGUUUGCUGGGGAAGUCGGGUCUACUGGGCCCCAAAGGUGAACGGGGCAACCCUGGAGCACCAGGCAGUGUGGGACAACCGGGCUUCCCAGGCCCUGCUGGCCUAUUUGGCAUCAAAGGCAAACCAGGACUUCCAGGAAUGCCAGGAUUUCCAGGCAUUUCAGGACAUUCUGGAAAGAAAGGUCCAAGAGGCAAUAAAGGUCUUCCUGGACCAAUUGGCAAGAAAGGUCUGCCUGGACUGAAAGGUGUUCCUGGAUCAUCAGGGCUGAUUGGCUUCCUGGGGAGCACAGGCCUUCCAGGGACAUCUGGGUUGCCAGGGCUCCCUGGUCUGAUGGGUGAGAAGGGCUCUGUCGGACUGAUGGGCUUUCCAGGGGUGCCAGGUCUCCCUGGUAUUCCUGGUGCCAGUGGUCUGAAGGGGUUGCCUGGGGCAGUAGGCAAAGUGGGGCCAUCUGGACAAGCUGGCAAACCUGGUGAGAAAGGAGACAGAGGCCAACCAGGACCAGGUGGAAGACCCACUCCAAGACCUUCAAUGCUGAACCUCCUGUUCAAAGGAGACAAAGGCUCUCAGGGUUCAGAUGGAUCCACCGGAUUUCCUGGACCUAGAGGUAACAAAGGAGAAGCAGGCCUCUCUGGGCUCCCAGGCUUGCCUGGAACGCCUGGAUUCCCUAACACCAUCAAGGGACUUAUUGGAAGGCCAGGCCCCCCUGGUUCCAUAGGACUAAGGGGAUUACCUGGCAUGAAGGGAUCCCCUGGAAUCACAGGUUUCCCAGGAAUUCCAGGAGAAAUUGGUUCACCAGGUCUUGAUGGGAUUCCUGGACUCCCAGGAACACUUGGCCUCACAGGCUCCAAAGGAGACCGGGGCCAGACUCUUGGAAGUUCUGGCAUCCCAGGACCCAAGGGACAGCCUGGAGAAUCUGGCCUUAAAGGUAUGAAAGGACAAAAUGGUCUAGUUGGCGAUGUGGGUUUCCCAGGGAGCAAAGGUGAAGAUGGGAAAGUUGGUGUUUCUGGAGAUUUUGGCCUUCCUGGCUCCCCAGGACUCUCUGGAAUGGCAGGCAUGGUUGGAAGUCCAGGCCUUCCAGGUUCUCCUGGCCAUCCAGGGGCAAGUGGGCCUUUGGGACCACCUGGUUUAGCAGGAGCCAAAGGUUUUCCUGGACUUCCCGGUUUGCAAGGACUGAAUGGUCUUCCAGGAACCAAGGGUAGCCAUGGAACUCCAGGACCUAGUAUAAGUGGUGUGCCUGGAGCAGCUGGCCUGCCUGGUCCCAAAGGGGAAAAGGGAUCCCCAGGAAUUGGUGUUGGAACUCCAGGGAAGUUGGGGAUGAAAGGACAGAAAGGUAGCCAAGGCUUCCCUGGUCUCCAAGGUCCAGUUGGUCUCCCUGGUGCCCCUGGCUUCUCCUUGCCUUCAGUCCUAGCAGGACAGCCUGGUGACCCCGGGCGACCAGGCCUAGAUGGAGAACGAGGACGCCCAGGCUCCCCUGGGUCCCCAGGACCUCCUGGGCCAUCCUCGGAUCAAGGUGACACCGGAGACCCUGGCUUCCCUGGCAUCCCUGGCCCUCUAGGGCCUGAGGGAGACCAAGGCUUUCCAGGUCUUGCUGGCGUCCCUGGAGAGCUAGGACUGAAAGGCAUGAAAGGUGAUCCUGGCUUCAUGGGAACUCCAGGCAAGGUUGGGCCACCUGGAGAACCAGGAUUUCCUGGGAUGAAGGGAAAAGCAGGGCCAAGAGGCUUUGCUGGCCUACAAGGUGCCCCUGGAAAAACACCAGUUGCAGAAGUCUCCCAGGCCCCUCCUGGACCCUCAGGUCUACCAGGCAUUGAUGGUGUCCCUGGUCUCACAGGGGACCCCGGCAUUCAAGGUCCUAGAGGACAACAAGGCCCCAAAGGUUUACCUGGCAUCCCCGGCAAAGAUGGCCCCAAUGGAUACCCUGGUCCACCUGGGGCUCUUGGUGAUCCUGGUCUCCCUGGACUACAAGGCCCACCAGGAUAUGAAGGAGCUCCAGGGAAGCAGGGCACCUUUGGAAGACCUGGACUGCCCGGGCAGAGUGUGCAAGUGGGCUACACCUUGGUGAAACACAGCCAGUCAGAACAGGUGCCACAGUGCCCUGUCGGGAUGACUCAGCUGUGGGUGGGUUACAGCUUGCUGUUCGUGGAGGGGCAAGAGAAAGCCCAUAACCAAGACCUCGGGUUUGCUGGCUCCUGCCUACCCCGAUUUAGCACCAUGCCCUUCAUCUACUGCAACAUCAAUGAAGUGUGCCACUAUGCUGGGCGGAAUGACAAAUCCUACUGGCUCUCCACCACGGCCCCUAUCCCCAUGAUGCCCGUUGGCCCGACUCACAUCCCCCAGUACAUCAGCCGCUGCUCCGUGUGUGAGGCACCGUCACGGGCCAUUGCAGUGCACAGCCAGGAUGUCACCAUCCCACAGUGUCCCCUUGGCUGGCGCAGCCUGUGGAUUGGGUACUCCUUCCUUAUGCACACAGCGGCAGGGGCUGAGGGUGGAGGACAGUCCCUGGUGUCACCUGGCUCCUGCUUGGAGGACUUCCGGGCCACUCCUUUCAUUGAGUGCAGUGGUGCCCGUGGUACCUGCCACUACUACGCCAACGAAUACAGCUUCUGGCUGACGACCGUGGAGGAGAGGCAGCAAUUUGGGGAGGAGCCUGUCUCAGAGUCACUGAAAGCAGGGCAGCUCCGCAACCGGGUCAGCCGCUGCCAGGUGUGCACGAAAAGCUUGUAGGCUGGUACCUGCCACUUUAUUCUUCCUAGCAGUUCACCUCACAAGCCCAAAGAAGGACAGCUUAAGCCCUCUUGCUCAUCUCUUCCCCAUCAGAGGUGCAUUUGAGCAGACUGGACUCAGGACACCACUACCUUCAGGCCCAGCUGGUGAGCCUGCACUGCUGAGAUAUGCUGUCCCAUUUCAGUCAACCUGGUGCUGUAAUUUUCUUCAGCUAUUCUGGUGACUACUCUUGGUUACCUCAAAAUGACCUGAUGGGCUACCACCUUCUUAGACUGCCAACUUUUCAAACUCUGUUUAUCGCAAAGCUCCCUGUAAUAGUGAAUAAAAA
Messenger RNA from Erinaceus europaeus (western European hedgehog), 5672 nucleotides. RefSeq names its product collagen alpha-6(IV) chain. Lineage: Eukaryota; Metazoa; Chordata; Mammalia; Eulipotyphla; Erinaceidae. Bases 236 to 5344 code for a protein of 1702 amino acids. The transcript has 46 exons. Gene Ontology annotation, cellular component: collagen trimer; basement membrane. The record is from RefSeq and is a predicted model, not a curated record. Gene Ontology annotation, molecular function: extracellular matrix structural constituent.